AUGUUUGGACUAGGGAUAUUAUUUUACACAGUUCUAUUCCUUGUGAAUGCCAUAGCGAUCUUAUCAGAAGACAGAUUUCUAAAUCGAAUUGGAUGGGGCUCAUAUGCCCCAGCAAGUACUCCGCAAGCUAGCUUCCAAACCACUACAUUUGACAACUACAACGCCAACCCAGAAGUUUCUAUGAAAACGAAAAUUGUAACAUUAAUAAGUGCUACAAGAACUUUGCUUAGACUGCCAUUAAUUGCUAUCAACAGCGUAGUCAUAAUCUACGAAUUGGUGCUAGGAUAG
Molecule: messenger RNA, 288 nt
Organism: Komagataella phaffii GS115
Lineage: Eukaryota; Fungi; Ascomycota; Pichiomycetes; Pichiales; Pichiaceae
Product: Integral membrane protein required for ER to Golgi transport
Exons: 1
Coding region: 1-288 (95 amino acids)
Biological process (GO): endoplasmic reticulum to Golgi vesicle-mediated transport
Cellular component (GO): Golgi membrane; endoplasmic reticulum membrane; COPII-coated ER to Golgi transport vesicle
Source: RefSeq, a predicted model, not a curated record